Messenger RNA from Trichoplusia ni (cabbage looper), 3496 nucleotides. RefSeq lists its product as uncharacterized. The coding region runs from base 390 to 1559 and encodes 389 amino acids. The record is from RefSeq and is a predicted model, not a curated record. The transcript is spliced from 2 exons. Lineage: Eukaryota; Metazoa; Arthropoda; Insecta; Lepidoptera; Noctuidae.
AGCUGCAAAUGGUGGUACUGUCGCAAUAAUAUUUUGUAUCUGUGCCUGAUUCGGCAUUUAAGUUAGGUUAUGUUAGUUUGUUAUUUGUUUAUUUCUUCUCAUCUCAAUUUUUACAUGUAGUAGAAGUGGUUUUAAAAAGCGAAUGUUAAUUAUAGGUUUUGUUAUUAUCAUUUAAAGGUACGUAGUAACUUAAAGACAAUGUUUAUUAAGUUAUUCUAGUGUCGCUACUAAAAUGAUGAUACUAAAAUAUUGUGUAUUUAAAGUUCUGCUAUGUUAGUUGCAAUUAAUUGAAAACGCAAAAAUAAGCUUUAUAUAUAUAACACGGAAGGACGAUUAAUUACAUAUCUACGUGUAAGAAAACAACUGAUUAAGUAGCUACGAGUGGAAAGAUGGAUAUUGAAUUAAUUCAAGAAACUCCUACUGUCAUACCAAAUGCAACUUCAAUUGUUAAACGCAUAAUAGAAAAAUGUAAAUAUGAAGCAGACAGUAAUAUGUUGGCUAUACCUUUACAAGACGUUGAAGCAAGAGUUUCUGACUAUACCGGGAUCCCUACAACAAAAAUUCAGCAACUAAUAAAUAAAGAAAAUAUUUCUAACACAUGUUUCUACGAUUUUGAAACACGAAUCAUGAUUUUGAAAUGCCUCUUGAAAUUAUAUUCACUAUUUGAAAUACCUACGUAUCGAAAACUUUUUAACGAAAUGAAUGAGUUGAAACUUGACAUACAGGACUAUGAGCUUUUCAAAAACGAAGUCACUUUAUUGGGCUUUGAGUAUAGAACUAUUUGUAAUAGUAAUAACCAGCAAUUACUAAUGGAAGAUCCAGAAAUAACAUUUCAGCGGAACUCAUAUCUGGCAAAAAUGUUAAAAUUUCGAGAAUCGAAUACUUUGGUAUAUUAUAUUGGCGAGAGAAUUGUCGACGAAGAGAAGAAAUUUUGUAAUCUUUCUCACCAAAACGCUGAUGAACUUGCUCUUAGCAGAAAUUAUCUAGUGUUUCAUGCAGUGUCUCGACUCGGUUCAACCAGCUGCAUAUUUACCGUUAAUGCGACCGAAAAUGAUUACUUCAAUUGGAUUGUAGACAUUUUACUCGAACGAUUAGAGCCUUCUAGCGUUAUCGUUUUACAUAAUAGUCCUCUCCUUGGAACCCCGCCAAAGCCCAUAUCGAUAAGUGACACAAAAAAUGCUAUGUACAAAUGGUUAAUGAGUCACAACAUACCUUGCAUUAAAUCUAUGAGUAAAUUUCAAUUAUACGAUCUAAUAAAACGGAAUCCAGCCGGUGAAGAAAUGAGCCGAGUCGAGCGCGUUUUGAAAAUGAAUGGACAUGAAGUGUUACGUUUGCCAACACAUUUCGAAGACUUGUCGGUUAUUGAUUUACUUUGGAAAGAUUUGGAAUUCCCUGUACUACAAUUUGAUCUAAAAGAAUUACUCUUAGCGCACCUUAAGGAGAUACCAACAACAAAAUAUGUUUAUUACGAGAAUAUAAUUGUAAAUAGAGAAGUGGAAGUUCAUGGAAUCGAUGUUACCUUGGAAAAUAAUUUAGAACAUUAUUUACUACGUUUGUAAAUUCUGCUUAUGCUCAUUUCAAAUAAAUAUAUAAUAAUAUAUUUUUGUGUCUCGUGCAUAUCCAAAAGUAAAUUUUCCAACUCCAUAUUAUUAUUUUAAUGCAUUUCAGUUUAGUACCUACUAUUUGCUCUUUUCUAAAAACUGUCUCAUAAUAUUUAUUGGUGUAUAAGGAGCCUACAAAUUAAAUAGUUAUUUAUUUUAUUAUUGUCAAAUAUCCAUUGCAAAAUAUAUAGCUUUCAAAGUGCUUUGUUCAGCAAUAUGGCAUCGAAUCAUUUGGUGACGUCACACAAUUAUAAGUACCGUUUGCGGAGAGCAGGUCGAAUUGAGAACUUAGCCGUUGGAUGUAUAUUAAUGAACACAGGCUGUAAUUUUCUAGAAAAAAAGGAAUGUUAAACGUUCUACAGUACCUACCCCUUUUAGUGUGCACACAUACGAGAAAGCUAUAGUAUAACCAUUCUAAAAAAUGGUAAAGGUCCCACACACAAUUUUAUAUUGUUCCUGAAAUGCCUCAGACAUUAAUUACAUACAUACGUUUAUGGUUGUAAAAAAAUCUUUAAUUGAGAAAGAAAGCCUUCCUUAAUCCUAGCUUUGCUACUUGCUCUAUGAACAGACAAGAGACUAAACCGCUUAUGAUCAUGUGGCUAGAAACUUUAAUUUUAUUUAUUUAGAGUUUUUAGGUGAAAAUAUUCAACACAAAAUUUACCAUUAAUGUUAAUCGAUUUUGAAUUCUAUCAUCAUCAUUCUAGCCAUUUCACAACUAGGUAUGUCCGAGUCAGCUUCCAAUCUAGCCGGAUGCAGCUAAGUACCUACCUGUGCUUUUCAAGGAGCCCGUCUGACCUCCUCAACCCAGUUACCUGGGCAGCACGAUACACCUUAGCAAGACUGGUUGUCAGACCUUCUAACGUCUGACUACCCGUAACAACUGUCAAAGAUGAAUGGAUAACAUCCGGAAACCAGAAUUAUUAUAAAAUAAAUGGUCACCCGAAAUGUCCUUGUCAAUUAUAGCUUUACCUGUGAUCCCCUCUUAUCGCUAGGAAUAAAUCUUUAAUUUUAAUUCUAUCAAAUAAGCUAAUAAUAGACGAGUAACAAGACCUCUAUUAAGUUUCAAUGUAGGUACCUAUAUGACGUGCACCUGCCUAACCUUUCUGAUGAAAACACUUUUAUGCAAAAUAAAUAAUGAAGUAGGACCGACAGUUUGCCGACGUGUGGUUAAUUGUUACAAAACGUGUUUAAUUUUCAUUUGUUGCCGGCGUUGUCAGCGGUAAACGACAACGGGCGAAACCGGAUCGCCAGAGGCAAUACAAUCGAUUUUAAACGUAUAUAUUUGCGAUAGUCCAACAAUUUCGUUACAGCUUCAAGCGUUUAUAAGGGACUAAUGAAGUCAAAGAGAUACAAAAAAAUAGACUAUUGGUAUGACAAGCACAGAGAUAAUCCUGUUGCAUAGUGACUAUCUCAUAGGUAAAAUAAUCAUUUUGUAUUUUAAAUACGGGAACAUUAUGAGCUUACUAUAGAUAGAUAGAUUUUAAUUUUACUUGCAAAGAUAAGAAAUAAACAAUAGCCACAACAACUUACAACAACCCAGUUAUAAGGUGUUAAAGUUUUAAUUUGAAGAACAUAAAUACUUCUUAAAACAGGGAUCAGAAAUGACUGAUCAGUUGUUAGGUAACACUUUCCAAUAAAUCUUGAUCAAUUUGCUAAUUACUGAACUAACUUUAUUCUAAGUGUGAGUAAUAAGUAAAUACCUACAGCUUACUUUAUUAAAUAGGUACUUUUAUAGACAACUAUCUGAACAAUACAAAGUAAUAGCCUCAUUAAUAUAAAUUGAUUGAACCUGAAGUCCAGUUACAAUUUUAUUGUACAAACCAUUCAAAACAAACAGAGUUUUCACAGGUAAAAAUUGGAGUUCAGUAGUAGGUACCUAUAUGGUCAAAGUCAAA